AUGGAGGAGUCUCCUCCGAAGCCGUGGCAGCAACAGCUGCAGAGGCCGCUAGCUCUGCCCUUUACCAUGAGCAGUAGCAGUGGUGCUGACAGUCUCUCUCUGGCCCCUACUACGCAGCCAGUAGUAGCACCUGCCCAGCCUGACGGCAGAAGCAACACAGGGGUUGCGUUGUAUGAGCAGCAGGCAUUAGCUGGAUCCGAAGGAUCUGUCUUUGCAAGUGGCUUUGGCGCCGGUGGAUAUGGGGGCCCCCUUGGGGGGUACUAUUCGGGUGGCUCUGGGUAUUACGGGGGCCCCUAUGGGGGCUACGGCGGGUGGAGCUACGCAGGCUAUGGCGGCCCCUCCUACCUGAGCAGCACAAUGGAGAGUCUGGCUCGGGUGUCUGCGCUUCUGCACGCCCAGGGUUUCUUUCUUGAUCAUAUCUACUCGCACACGUCUCGGCUGCAACAGCGUGUGGUGUCUCUGCGCAUGUGCAUGCGCUCGCUCUCGGGUGCUGCUGCAGCUGCCGCUACAGCGACACGCGGGAGAAUUGCCGAAUACUUGCGUGGUGUCUAUGUGAAAGCCCGCGAAGGCGCUGCUGCCGCUGCUACCACGGCUGUCGCCGUCGCUGUCGCUGCUCCCGAUGUGCUUGCUCGGCAGCAGCAACAGCUUCUGCAGCAGUUGCUGUCGGAAGUGUGCCUCCCAGAGGAUGAGUGCAGCACAGCCGACACCAGCAGCAAUGGCAGCCAGAGCACCACUGAGGAUGAGGACGAGCUCCAGCAAGGCGGCUGUGAUGCAGAGGCGCGUUCUAUUCGAGAGGCACUCGUGCAGCUUGUUAAAAGAAUCAGGCGGCUUUCGCUGUUGUUUCUAAUUUUGCUGGCUCUCAAUUUAAUGCUCUUCGCCAGAAGGCGGAGGCGGAGCAGAGGCGAAUGA
Messenger RNA from Cyclospora cayetanensis, 909 nucleotides. RefSeq names its product glycine, alanine and asparagine-rich protein. The transcript is spliced from 3 exons. The record is from RefSeq and is a predicted model, not a curated record. Lineage: Eukaryota; Apicomplexa; Conoidasida; Eucoccidiorida; Eimeriidae. The coding region runs from base 1 to 909 and encodes 302 amino acids.